CCCCCCCCCCCCCACCGCCGCCAAUGUUGCCUUACGCCACCGUCGAAGAGGCGGAAUCCGUCAUCGGCAGAUCCCUCACGGCGGCGGAAACCCUAUGGUUCAAUUACUCCGCCACCAAAUCGGACUACCUCCUCUACUGCCACAACAUCGUCUUCCUCUUCAUCCUCUUCUCCGUCGUCCCCUUCUUCUUCCUCUUCCUCGAAUUCUUCUUCGAGAAAUCCGUCUCCCCGUACAAGAUUCAGCCCAAAGUCAAGCUCUCCUUCUCCGAAACCCUCCACUGCUACAAAUCCGUCAUGCGCAUGUUCUUCCUCGUCGUCGGCCCCCUUCAGCUCGUCUCCUACCCCUCAAUCAAGUUCAUUGGGAUAAGAACAAGCUUACCUUUGCCUCCACUGUGGGAAAUCGUAUUGCAACUAUGCACGUAUUUCAUCGUUGAGGACUACGGGAACUAUUGGAUCCACAGAUUUCUGCAUUGCAAAUGGGGGUACGAUAAAAUCCACCGGGUGCACCACGAGUACACCGCCCCGAUCGGUUUUGCAGCGCCUUACGCUCACUGGGCGGAGAUUUUGAUACUCGGAAUUCCGUCCUUUUUGGGGCCCGCGAUUGUGCCGGGUCAUAUGAUUACGUUCUGGUUUUGGAUUGCUUUGAGGCAGCUCGAGGCUAUCGAGACUCACAGUGGGUACGAUUUCCCUUGGACACUAACAAAGUAUAUUCCUUUUUACGGUGGUUCGGAUUACCAUGAUUACCACCAUUACGUCGGUGGACAGAGUCAAAGUAAUUUUGCAUCAGUAUUCACUUACUGUGAUUACCUUUACGGCACCGACAAGGGUUACCGCUAUCAAAAGAAGGUCCUUCAGCAGUUCCGAGAAGGCUUAAAUAACAACGUCGAGCAGAAUAAUAAAGUCGAUUAAAAAUUGGGAUUAUAAAGAGCCUUCUCAAGGUAAAUAUGCCUUUUACCACAAUGCUCGUGUCUUUCUUCUAAGUCGAUCAAUGUAGAGGAAAACCUUUGUCUUGGUUCUGGUGGGGGUUUUUCGAAAUUUGAUGUUGUUAUAUGUUGUCUCAAGGAAGACAUACUGCUCUAGUUUGUAUUUUCUUGUACUGUAUUGAUGAUGUUCUAGUUUUAAUCCAGUGGUUUGUAACUUUUAGUUCUUUAAUUAGUGAAUUUGUUACAUGA
This is a messenger RNA of Erythranthe guttata (spotted monkey flower), 1171 nucleotides long. RefSeq names its product methylsterol monooxygenase 1-2. The record is from RefSeq and is a predicted model, not a curated record. Gene Ontology annotation, biological process: lipid biosynthetic process. NCBI's taxonomy places the organism in Eukaryota, Viridiplantae, Streptophyta, Magnoliopsida, Lamiales, Phrymaceae. Gene Ontology annotation, molecular function: iron ion binding; oxidoreductase activity.